GCCACCUACUCACCAUCCAAAAUGGCGGCGCCCUGUGGUCCAGAUAUAAUUCCUGGAGUUGUAGUUGAAAAGCGUGAAACAAGCGAAAUGUUAUCCAAAAAAGCUGCGUCAAUGGCACCUUUGGCUCUGCGAAUCGUGGCCGAAUGUCCAGUGACCAAAGCCAGAGCCUGCGACCUCACGUUGCCACACUGUGUCGUGGAUACACCGGUGUUCAUGCCUGUUGGCACGCAAGGGACCCUCAAGGGAAUCACUGUAGAUCAGCUGGAAGCACUUGACUGUAAAAUCUGCCUCGGCAAUACCUACCAUUUGGGUACGAGACCGGGCCCUGAAUUAAUUGACAAAGCAGAUGGACUUCACGGUUUCAUGGGUUGGAAAAGAAAUCUGCUAACGGACAGUGGAGGUUUUCAAAUGGUGUCCCUUGUUGAGUUGUCAGAAGUCACAGAGGAAGGUGUUAAGUUUCGCUCUCCAUAUGAUGGAAAGGAAAUUCUCCUUACACCUGAAGAGUCGAUCCACAUCCAGAAUUGCCUCGGGUCAGACAUCAUGAUGCAGCUUGACGACGUGGUGAGCAGCACGGUGACGGGGCCACGAGUAGAGGAGGCCAUGCACCGCUCCAUUCGCUGGCUGGACCGCUGCAUGGCAGCCAAUAAGAAGCCUGACAAGCAGAACCUCUUCGCCAUCAUACAGGGAGGACUGAACGCUGAGCUUCGCAAAGUAUGCCUCGAUGAAAUGACAAAACGUGAUGUUCCUGGUUUUGCCAUUGGCGGGCUGAGUGGUGGCGAGGAAAAGGAUGAUUUCUGGAAGAUGGUGACCCUCAGUACUGACCACUUGCCUCGGUGUAAACCCCGCUACCUAAUGGGCGUGGGGUAUGCAGUGGACCUAGUGGUAUGUGUGGCACUUGGGUGUGACAUGUUCGACUGUGUUUUCCCCACUCGCACAGCGAGGUUUGGCUCUGCGCUGGUUCCUUGGGGGUCCCUGCAGCUCAAGACAAAGCAGUUUGCCAAAGACUUGCAGCCCAUUGAUGCAGACUGCCAGUGCCCAACCUGCAAGAGACACACGCGGGCCUACCUCCAUGCUCUACUCAAAUGUGACACUGCAGGAAUGCACCAUAUAACUGUUCACAACAUUUCCUACCAGCUUAAUCUGAUGCGUUCGGUGCGGCAGAGUAUAAUUGAGAAGAGGUUCCCUGAGUUCGUCAGGGCCUUCAUGAAGCGCAUGUUCCCUUCGUCGGAUCAGUACCCCCGCUGGGCUGUGGACGCUCUCGCCUCAGUAAACAUCACUCUGGACUAAAAUCACCUCACAAGCUGCCUGCCCAGCAGCUGUUCCUGCUGCUGUUGUUUCUGACAUUGAAGAAAAAUGGACCUCUGUUUUUAUCGAUCGGGACCUUUUUUGUUGAACUCAAAGCAAACAAUACUAAACACCCGCUCUGGAUUUUAAUCUGCAUUCCCCCUUUUUUCCCUUCAUCUUUUUAUUUUUAAGUUUUCUGGCUAGUUUUGUAUAUGUACUUACUUCUGAGGGGGAAAUGUUUUGCCCAUGCUGGGGGGUAUACGAAGACACUGGUUCAGUUGUAGACCUUGUGGUAGGGCUGUAUCAUGUAAUAGUAUGUCAUGUUGUAGUAGACUGGCCUGCAGUCUACAUUUUCUUAACUAAAUGAUGCCUGUGGGUACAUCUAUUCAGGGCUUUAAAUUAACACCAGCCAACAAGCCAAAUGCUGGUGAAAUUUUAGUUCGGCUCGUAGAAAACACCAACUUAUUAGCCACUUUGACCCAUUAGUAAAUGUCUGUUUGGCUAGUAAGGUUAACAUCUAUUAGCCAUUUUGGCUGGUGAUGAAAAAAUAAUAAUUUAGAGCCAUGCAUCUAUUAGCCUGGUUUAUCACUUAAUUAGGUUCUUCGUAUACCCCCCUGGGAAGAAGAGGUAAGCCAGGACUAAUGGCAUGUCAGGCAUGCAGACCUGUGGAAAAUUGUUUUAUGUAUAUUAAGACAAAACGAUUAACUUUCAUUUGCAGAUGUAUUUGUCUUUUAUACGGCAUUAUUAAUAACAUACCAUGUACUUAGACCUUCGUUUUCAGUUUUUUUUAUAUAUAUAUAUAAAUGCAAUUGGUCUGUGUUGUUAA
Messenger RNA from Engraulis encrasicolus (European anchovy), 2110 nucleotides. RefSeq names its product queuine tRNA-ribosyltransferase 1 (gene qtrt1). The record is from RefSeq and is a predicted model, not a curated record. Gene Ontology annotation, molecular function: tRNA-guanosine(34) queuine transglycosylase activity. Lineage: Eukaryota; Metazoa; Chordata; Actinopteri; Clupeiformes; Engraulidae. The coding region runs from base 22 to 1287 and encodes 421 amino acids. The transcript has 9 exons. Gene Ontology annotation, cellular component: cytosol.